Tigriopus californicus is the source of this 1033-nucleotide messenger RNA. RefSeq names its product solute carrier family 35 member G1-like. The record is from RefSeq and is a predicted model, not a curated record. The coding region runs from base 146 to 973 and encodes 275 amino acids. Lineage: Eukaryota; Metazoa; Arthropoda; Copepoda; Harpacticoida; Harpacticidae. The transcript is spliced from 5 exons. Gene Ontology annotation, cellular component: membrane.
AAACCGGCAAGUAUCCGACUACAAACCACUGACUCUGCAAGGAAACUUCCCCGUAAAUUCCAAAUGGUUGGGAUAGGCUACCUGAGAACCUCCGGCCAAGUCUACGUCCUCAUGUCGACCACUGCAUCCGGGAUUCAAUCUCCUUAUGGUCUUUCUAGUGGCCUUGUGUCUCGUUUCUUGGCGAACUGAAGUGCUCUAUUUUCCCCCUGGACGACUCCGUCUUAUGAGUAUCCGUUCGACGUGCUCCAGCAUCGCCAUUAUUCUCAACUACUACGCAUAUCGCCAUCUAGCUCUCUGUGAUGUUCAGUUCGUCGAGGCCAUCAGUCCAGUGUUUGUCACAGUAUAUGCCUUUGUUCUCCUCUGCGAGCCUUGCGGAUUGUUCGAAAUCCUUUCCAUUGGCGUGUCUUUGGUUGGCAUGGUUCUUGUGAUGCAGCCUCCGAUUUUAUUUGAGCCACUGACCAUCAACGAGGACAAUUCUGGCCAUUUCCUAUACACGGUUGUGGUUCUUGUGGGUACCCUGAUCGGUGCAGCAGGGGUAACCCUAACUCGCGCUUUAAAGGAUAUUGAUGUACUUGUAUUGACACUGUGGAACAGUUUCUUCGGUAUCUUUCCCGGGUUGAUCCUGCAUCUAUUAUGCAAUGCCUCUCGUGCUCAUUUUCUCAACACGAUCCAUAACCAUUGGUUGACAUUGAUGACUGUCAGCAUAUUAUGUUUCUUUUCGCAACUUUUUUUCAUCUCAGCACUCAAAACCAACCAUGCAAAUGUGAUCUCCCUAACUCGAAAGUCUGGUGACAUUGUGUUUGCCUUUGUAUUUCAAAUUGUAUUCUUCAAUGACUUUCCUAACGCGUUUAGUCUGAUUGGAGCCUCUUUGAUCCUUUCCACAUUGCUUGCCACCCAUUUCCGGAGGUCGCCUCCAAAGAUUGUCAAUUUAUGUCACCUACCUGUGCAUUACGUCCCCAUUAAAGUCAAAUGAAUCUUGAUUAAAGAAAUCUCCGUGAGGUAUUCACCAAACGUGAUUCGCUUUCUACAUCGU